UUCCUCAUACCAACUUCCUCCCUACUCUCAACACUUCAGAGUGUACAAUUCUUUACCUGACACUCUCAAAUCAAAAUGUCUAACACUGUCUCCUUUUUCUCCGCCUCUUUGCUAAUCCUACUUGCUUUGUUUUAUUCCACCUCAGCCCAGUUAUCUCCGGUUAAAGCUCCCACCGCAGCUCCUCCUACGACCUCGACAGCUCCUCCUGUGGCCUCAACAUCGCCACCUCCCACUUCUCUGCCCGCCAAAUCUCCGGCUGCCGCCACAGCGCCUGCCCCGGGGUUUAGCUCUGUUCCUCUGGUCCCAGUAACACCCAGCGCAGCCCCUGGGCCGGCCGCAGCUGUGGUCCCUAAAGCUCCCUCCACUGAUGUCGUCCAAAUACUCAGCAAGGCCAAGAGAUUCACCGUCCUCAUCCGCCUCCUCAAGACCACCCAGUUAAUCAACCAGCUCAAUUCUCAGCUGGCCACCUCCGGCUCCGGCGGGCUGACCAUUUUCGCCCCCGACGAUGCCGCCUUCUCCAAACUAAAAGCAGGCUUGCUUAACUCUCUCAAUGACAGGCAAAAGGUGGAGCUUUUACAGUUCCAUACCAUAUCCACCUACAUUUCUAUCUCCAACUUCGAUACCCUCACCAACCCCGUUCAGACUCAGGCCGGCGACGACCCCAAGAGACUUCAACUUAACGUCACCACGUACGGAGGCAGCCAGGUCAGCAUGACCACCGGAGCCGUCAACGCCUCCGUUACGGGAACCGUGUAUACAGACAGCAAACUCGCUAUAUAUCAGGUGGACAAGGUGCUUCUUCCGCUUGACAUCGUGCUUCCUAAGGCUAAGGCACCGGCACCGGGCCCAGCUGCCGCCAAAGGAGAUUCGCCAAAAGCUGAUAAAACUAAGGCAGCCGGAGGGGAUCAGAGUGAUGGCGGUGAUGACAGUGAGACGAACGGCAAAGCCGUUCCGGCGGGCAGUUCCAUGGGUUUGAAGGUAGAGGUAAUGUGGGUACGUCUUGCACUUGGAGUUGCAUUUGUGGCGGGAGCCAUGAUCAUGUGAUGAUGACAAGGUGGUGAAGGUUGAAGGAGGAGGUCGUCCAUUAUUUUUGUUGCCAUGUUUACUUCUCUGCAGAGUUUAAUUCUCCAUGAAAUCUCUCAGUGAUUUCUUAUCGUAAUCGUCGUGUUUCCCAGUCUGUUUCCUUUCCUUUACUUUUUUGGCUGCGGAUCAGUGUGCUCUGUUUGUAUAGCAUAGAGAUUGUCAUUAUUUAUUAGGGACGAAGACGACUAUCUUUGUUUGUGUGUUUGUUGGUGCUUUGUAAUUAUUUUAAGAUAUUCAUUUUAUGUGUUCUUUGUUGUCCGAAUAUAUCUACAUUUUUAACUUUCUUGCUCUUUAAA
Neltuma alba is the source of this 1379-nucleotide messenger RNA. Its product is annotated as fasciclin-like arabinogalactan protein 12. Bases 76 to 1044 code for a protein of 322 amino acids. Gene Ontology annotation, biological process: plant-type secondary cell wall biogenesis. Lineage: Eukaryota; Viridiplantae; Streptophyta; Magnoliopsida; Fabales; Fabaceae. Gene Ontology annotation, cellular component: plasma membrane. The record is from RefSeq and is a predicted model, not a curated record. The transcript has a single exon.